AUGGCUUUGCUGCAGUCAGGUAGAAAAAGGCACAUAACAGCCGGUGAAGUUGUUCAAUUUGGCUGCCAGCUUUGGGUGUUUCUUCAGCCCAUUCAUUCUCGUCUAAACAUUCGUAUCAUGAAGGAUCUAAUACCCAUGAUGCCGUCUACAUUUACUCCAACUCCCAUUGAUAUCACCGCUAUUCUGGUCAUCACGAAGCACUCAUUAUUGGAUAAUCAGAUGCACAUCAUGCAGCCCGGUUCUGAUCGCCCGUCAUUCCUUGGGACAGAUUCACAUGGUAUCGCAGAAGGCUACUUCUUGUUUCAAUCAGCGAGUCACCUUCAAAAAAUGCAGGCUGAAGUGUAUGUGUGGAUGGUAGUGUCUCGAAUUGACAGGGAACUGAUGAAGACUCAGGGUCAUCGGGAGAUCCAGGUCACAGAAUACUUCAGUCAUGAGAUGAGCAUCAAAUGCCUCAACUGUCCAUAA
Messenger RNA from Laetiporus sulphureus 93-53, 465 nucleotides. RefSeq lists its product as uncharacterized. The record is from RefSeq and is a predicted model, not a curated record. The coding region runs from base 1 to 465 and encodes 154 amino acids. The transcript has 7 exons. Lineage: Eukaryota; Fungi; Basidiomycota; Agaricomycetes; Polyporales; Laetiporaceae.